CACAUAAAUUCUGAGAAAUACGCCCAGCUUGGCUUUUGUAAAUUGAAUAAAACUGGUAUUCCGUGCAACCCUAUCCAUUGGUUUCAAUUCGCAGACGACGCGGCUGUCAUCAGCAGCCAAGAAAACGAAAAUCAAAUUCUGCUCAAUCGUUUCACAGUAUGGUGUCAAUGGGACAAUAUGAUAAUACAUGUUGACAAGUGCUCUUCAUUUGGAAUUAAAAAACGCUCAUCUACGUCUAUCCAGUACCAACAUAAGCUGUUCGUUAAUAACCAACUUAUACCCCGUAUCGAUCUCGGAGAAUCUUUCCGCUAUCUUGGUCGUUGUUUCGAUUUCAACAUGUCCGAAGAAAGACACAAAUCCGAAUUGUGA
Molecule: messenger RNA, 369 nt
Organism: Paramuricea clavata
Lineage: Eukaryota; Metazoa; Cnidaria; Anthozoa; Malacalcyonacea; Plexauridae
Source: the annotation of a GenBank genome assembly